Messenger RNA from Ostreobium quekettii, 810 nucleotides. The record is from the annotation of a GenBank genome assembly. Lineage: Eukaryota; Viridiplantae; Chlorophyta; Ulvophyceae; Bryopsidales; Ostreobiaceae.
AUGUGCCACACGCGCAGGGGCGAUGGACGGGAUCCGCUUGUGCCCGGGUGCGCAAUCCAAUCCCUGGUCGUCGCAUUCCUUGCGCUGCCGGCCCAGGAAUCCCUCGCCGAGGGACGAAUCUCGGCCGCCCUGGCUCACGCCUUUGACCGCGCGCUCGCUGCCACCGACCCGGAUGAUGCGGACGCCGCCUGGGGCGAUGCGAUCCGCAUCGACCCCGCCAACUCGGCAGCUUGGAGCAACCGCGGCACCGCGCGCCUCCAGGCCGGGAGGUGGGCGGAGGCGCGGGACGACCUGCAGAGGGCGCUGGAGCUGGAGGGCGGCGGGCGGGUGAGCGGCGUGCUGCUCAACAACCUGGGCAACGCGCGGGCGGCGACGGGGGACUGGAACGCCGCCAUGGCAGAUUUCUUGGCCGCGGCGGAGGACCCCGACGUCGGCGACAUCGCCCUGGCCAACCACGCACUGGCGGCCUUUCAGGUGGACAGGGUCGGCCAGGCUGUGAGGGAAGUAAGGGGACUCCUGCGAAGGGACCCAGCUUUUCUGGACAUGCGCUGCGCACUCGUGGCCUUCCUCUGGGCCUGCGGCCGCGAGAGCGAUGCUGAGGACGAGUGGGAGGCACUGCAGCAGGCGGGCGACGGCGCUGGAGAAUUGUUGUACAGCAGUUCCAAUGCAGUGAACAGGGUGAGAGGAAGGUGGCCGCCUCGUGCAACUGCCGCUCUGGAUGCCUUCCUCAAAGCCUCACGGAUGGGUGCCGCUCUCGACUACGACGGGUCGAAGAAGGAAUACGACUUCUCGAAAGGGGGAGUCUGCUGA